CGUGCGCCAUUUUAGCGCGUCUCGAGCCAUCCGGCAAGAUGGCGCUCUCGCUUUGUCUGCCCUGAUCGGCGUAAAACACAAUUUACUUUUACCACACACGUGAAAAUUGACCGGAUCGAAUGAAAAAACAGCUUUCCUCGCGGGGCCAAAACAGUGACAUCUCGAAGAUCUGCGCGUGUGAGGAGCAUUGAGAUCUUCAGGUCCAGUAAGCUGAAUACAUUGGUGACUAAACUUCAUGAGUUCUUGGGUAAUUCUCCGGACGACGAAAGCAUUGAUUCUCAAGACAUUUCCAAUGGUAAAAUGGCAUCCAGUGACUUAAACAUCCCUGAUGAGAAAAUGAACGAGCCCGGUUGCUCCUCCGAAAUGACCAAACCCUCGUCUUCACGCUCAAAGAGAAAACCUUCAUUUGUGACCAAGCACACUGCUGUCGAUGAACCCGAAUGUGCAAAUGAGAGUGGAGGUGAACACUGCACAGAUGACAGCAUGCAGAGCGGCCUGGAUAUUAACAAGUUACCACAAGGCACAGUGGUGGUGAAGCCGGAGCCGGUUGCUAAUGAAGCUAAAGAUGAAUUCAGAGGUCCGGAGUUUCGUAACCGAGGAAGUAAAGUGAAAGAGGACGGACCACGGAAACGUUUGGACGAGAACCUCCAGGAGAUAUUUAAUUGCACAGCAUGUGGACAACAAGUCAAUCAUUUUCAGAGGGAUUCCAUCUUUCAACAUCCUGCACUGCAUGUUCUUAUCUGCAAGUCAUGUUUCAAGUAUUAUAUGAGUGACGAUAUCAGCAAGGAUGAUGAAGGGAUGGAUGAACAAUGCAGGUGGUGUGCAGAGGGUGGCAAUCUGAUUUGCUGUGACUACUGCAGCAAUGCCUUCUGCAAAAAAUGCAUUUUGCGCAACCUUGGACGAAAAGAGCUGUCUGAAAUCAUGAAUGAAGAAAGCAAAUGGCACUGCUUUGUGUGCUGCCCAGAGCCGCUGAAAGACUAUGUUAAAACCUGUGAAAAAGUUUUGCUCAGUUUGGAAUCUCGUUAUAAAAAGCCCAGGGGAGAAAGUGACAAGACAAAGCGUGAAGACCGCAAACACAAGCAUACCAAACGGGAAAAAACCGCAGUAAACGGACAGGAUUAUGCUUCAGACGGAGCGGGAACCGUAACCUUUUCCUGUAAGACGUUGAAGGUUCCCAAAGAGCUAGUCAAAAAGACCAAAAAACUAAUCGAGACCACAAACGGUUUGAACCGUACUUUUGUGCAAUUCCUCCAGCACACAUCAAAUGGCCCUGAUGUUAAGGCGGUAAGUUAUAGACACUUAAAGGCCUUCAAAUCAGUUUUGGCUGAUCUGAAAAAGGCUCAUGCAGCUCUUGAGGACUCGCUUGAAAAAGAAUUUGAAGAGAAAGGCCUCAAGUUUCAGAAUGGAGAGGAGCAAAGACCAGCAGACAGUCAAACUGCAGGUAAAACGGUUGUUAACUCGCACCAUGCGGACCCCACAACUGUCAGGGAUGAUGGUUUGGAUUGCCCUACUAUGGACUAUAAUCCUGUGGUAGAAGAGGAAAACCAACAGGACAGUAACUCGGCUGAUGUUGAGAUGAAGGAGAGCCUUCCACUCUCGCCAGAAGAAGCUCAGGACUUGUCUGAAGAAGGAGACCGGCCUGAAGAAAGAGUCCAGUCUGGAGAAAGAGACCGGUCUGGAGAAAGAGACCAGUCUGGAGAAAGAGACCAGUCUGGAGAAAGAGACCGGUCUGGAGAAAGAGACCGGUCUGGAGAAAGAGGACGGUCUGGAAAAAGAGAACGGUCUGGAGAAAGAGACCAGUCUGGAGAAAGAGGCCGGUCUGGAAAAAGAGGCCGGUCUGGAAAAAAAGAACGGUCUGCAAAAAGAGACCAGUCUGGAGAAAGAGAACAGUCUGGAGACAGAGACCGGUCUGAAGAAAGAGACCAGUCUGGAGAAAGAGGCCGGUCUGGAAAAAGAGGCCGGUCUGGAAAAAAAGAACGGUCUGCAAAAAGAGACCAGUCUGGAGAAAGAGAACAGUCUGGAGACAGAGACCGGUCUGAAGAAAGAGACCAGUCUGGAGAAAGAGGCCGGUCUGGAAAAAGAGGCCGGUCUGGAAAAAAAGAACGGUCUGCAAAAAGAGACCAGUCUGGAGAAAGAGAACAGUCUGGAGACAGAGACCGGUCUGAAGAAAGAGACCAGUCUGGAGAAAGAGGCCGGUCUGGAAAAAGAGGCCGGUCUGGAAAAAGAGACCAGUCUGGAGAAAGAGAACAGUCUGGAGACAGAGACCGGUCUGGAGAAAGUGAAGCUAAAGAUCAGGAAAUGGCAGAUAAUCCUGACUUUGAGGAAAGCUCUGUGCCAGCGGGUGAAGCGUCUCUGGAUAAAGACAUUGUGUCUAUUCCACCGUCUGUCCCAGAGGAACUCUUUGAGAUGGUCGAGAGUCUCGCUGUAAAGAAAGAAGAUGAUGCUGGCAACUCGACCGAUUCCAGUGAUGGGAAAUCGACAACCAAAGCGGAGGUUGUGGAAUCCAAUAAGAGCCUUACAAAACUGGGUAAAAAACUCGUCGUCAAACUAACACCCGUUCCUCUUAAAAUUACCAUAAAGCGAGAUAAGAGCAGUGAACGGUCACCUUCAGAAGACAUGGAUGGGGAGACGUUACCAAAGGAGGGUCAAGAUAGCCGACGCUCCCCCAGGAUGAAGACCACACCCUUACGCAAGUCGCCGGAGGCAAAGAGCAAACGUAAAUCAAGGUCGUCAAAGGCAAAAGAAGAGCGCAGUGACCCAGUCGAGGAGCAGUGUGAUUCAGACUCGGAUGAGGUCCCUGAGGUCCUGCAGACGGCGGCUUUGAAGGCCAGCUCUGAUGAGAGUGAAACCGAAAACUGCGGGAAAGCUUCUGGGAAACGCACCAAGAAGAAGAAAUUGGCUACUCGCUCAACUGCGAAAGGGAAGCCAAAGCGCAAACUCGAUAUGGGCUCCUCGGAUUCGGAGCAGAGUGACAAGUCGUCAACAGCAAAAAAAAGAAGAACCAAAAAGAAGAAAGGCAGGGAAUCGGACUCCUCAAACCACAACUCCGAUCUUGAGAAGGAGAUGAAAAACCUGGCCAAGAUGGGUAGUGGGAAAAAAAAAUCCAAAGGCGUCAAAAAGGAAGAGGAGGAAUGCAGUAAAGAGGGCAAAAAAGGGCCUAAAAGGUCAUUCGAGCGGGUACGAAGGUCUCAGAGAGAAAAGGCUAAACCCAAGGAAGAGUCUUCCUCCAGUGACGAAGAGGAGGAGGAGAAAGAGGAGGAGAAGGAGGCUGAUAACUCAGGAGAAGACAGUGAUCAGCAGAAGAUUAAACCAAUACUUGAGUCUGUUAUGGCUAGUAUUGAUGGUUUCCAUCAGUCAUCAGGUGAUGAAGUUGAAAUAAAGGCUGAAUCCUCCCAGGUGGAUGAUGAUGACGACCCUGAAAAUAGAAUUGCCAAGAGGAUGCUUUUGGCGCAGAUCAAAGCCAACUAUUCGUCUGGAGCUGAUAGUUCAUCGGAUGAUGAAAACGCAGACAAAGAGGAUAGGGAUUCACGAAAGAAAGGAAAAGAUGGUGCAAAGGAGCAAGACGAGAGCGAAAAAGAGGAAGAGGACGAAACUUCAGACUCGGGCUCAGAUGUGGACGUGAAGAAAGGUGGACGCAGGCACCGUUUGCUGCGUAAGAAGUUGACUCUAAGUGAGGGUGACUCUGAUGAAGAGACCCCAGUCAAAAAAAAGAAAGAAACCAAAAAGAGAGGCCGGCGGAAAGUGGACAGUGAUGAUUCGGCAGACUCAGACUUUGAGCAGUCGCUCUCGGGCUCCAGUGAUGCGUCAGUGCUCAGUGAGGCUGUGAGUGAAGAAGAGGAUGAAAACAAGAGCAAUAAACGCAAAACACGAUCGUCCAAGAGAGCAGGCAAAGACGGUGAGAGAAGUUACCAGAAAGAAAAGAAAAAACGACGUCGCAUUAAGGUUCAAGACUCCUCAUCCAGUGCCAAGAGUGGAGAGGAAGGGGAUGGGGAUGGUGAUGGUGACGAGGAAGGGGACGACAAAGGAACACCCAAAAAUCGCAAGAAGAUCCGCAAGAUCCUUAAAGAUGACCUUCUGCGGACAGAGACCCGAGAUGCCCUGAAGGAGGAAGAGGACAGGAGGAAACGCAUCGCUGAGAGGGAGCGCUUGAGGGAGAAACUACGAGAGACUAUCGUGGUGGAGGAGUCGUCGCAGAUCGCGUGUCCCAUCACCACUAAACUGGUGCUCGAUGAGGACGAGGAGACCAAGGAGCCACUAGUGCAGGUUCACAGGAACCUGGUGACCAAACUCAAACCCCAUCAGGUGGAUGGUGUGCAGUUCAUGUGGGACUGCUGCUGUGAGUCGGUGAAGAAGGUGGAGAAGUCCUCUGGCUCCGGCUGUAUUCUGGCCCACUGCAUGGGUCUGGGCAAAACCCUCCAGGUGGUGACGUUUCUCCACACUCUUCUUCUGUGUGAGAAGCUGAACUUCUCCACAGCUCUGGUGGUGUGUCCUCUCAACACUGUGCUCAACUGGCUCAAUGAGUUUGAGAAGUGGCAAGAAGGCCUGAAGGACGAGGAGAGUUUAGAGGUGACGGAGCUGGCCACAGUGAAGAGACCUCAGGAGAGAGCGUACGCUUUACAGCGCUGGCAGGAGGACGGCGGCGUCAUGAUCAUAGGCUACGAGAUGUACCGCAACCUCACGCAAGGGCGCAACAUCAAGAGCAAGAAGCUGAAGGAAACCUUUCAGAAAACACUAGUUGAUCCAGGUCCGGAUUUUGUCAUCUGUGAUGAGGGUCACAUCCUGAAGAACGAAGCGUCUGCCGUCUCCAAAGCCAUGAACUCCAUCAGGACUCGUCGGCGGGUGGUGCUGACGGGAACGCCACUGCAGAACAACCUCAUCGAGUAUCACUGUAUGGUGACCUUCAUUAAGGAGAACCUGCUGGGAUCAGUGAAAGAGUUCAGAAAUCGCUUCAUCAACCCCAUCCAGAACGGCCAGUGUGCCGACUCCACGCUCGUUGAUGUCCGUGUCAUGAAGAAACGAGCGCACAUCCUCUACGAGAUGCUGGCGGGAUGUGUCCAAAGAAGAGAUUACACUGCCCUUACAAAAUUCCUCCCACCAAAACACGAGUAUGUGUUAGAGAUCCGGUUAACACCCCUUCAGUGCAAGCUUUAUCGGUACUAUCUGGAUCACUUUACAGGUGUCGGUUCUGCCUUGGAGAGUGGAAGAGGUCGUGCGGGAACCAAACUCUUCCAGGAUUUCCAGAUGCUCAGCAGAAUCUGGACCCAUCCGUGGUGCCUCCAGCUGGACUAUAUCAGUAAAGAAAACAAGGGAUACUUCGACGAGGACAGUAUGGAGGAGUUCAUAGCCUCGGAGACAGAGGAGUCCUCCAUGAGUUUGACCUCUGAAGACGAGAAGCCCAAAAGGAAGAAGAAACGAGGCAAAGGAAAAGACAAAGGCUCAGACAAGUCUGACAGUGAUGAACUGGAAGUGAUUAAGGAGUGGAACACCAGCUCUCGUGGAGGAAACCCUGAGGGGAGGAACCGAGCAGAGCCUGUGGAGGAGGUUCGGGCCCCGUCAAACUCCGGUCCUGGCAGCCCAUCACCGGACUGGUACAAAGAGUUUGUGACCGAGCCAGAUUCAGAGGUGCUGGAGCAUUCUGGGAAAAUGGUUCUGCUUUUUGAGAUCCUCCGCAUGGCUGAAGACGUGGAAGAUAAAGUGUUGGUGUUCAGCCAGUCUCUCAUUUCUCUGGACCUCAUCGAGGAUUUUCUGGAGUUGGCAGGCAGAGCCAAAGAGGAAGGGAAAGUUUCACCGUACAAAGGUGAGGGCAAGUGGUUCAGAAACAUUGACUACUACCGCCUGGAUGGUUCCACGAACGCCUUGACCAGGAAGAAAUGGGCAGAGGAGUUCAAUGACACCAGUAAUGUUCGGGGUCGAUUGUUCCUCAUCUCAACCAGAGCUGGUUCUCUCGGGAUCAACUUGGUAGCUGCAAACAGGGUCAUCAUUUUUGAUGCCUCAUGGAACCCAUCCUACGACGUUCAGAGUAUUUUCAGAGUCUAUCGCUUUGGUCAAGUGAAGACUGUGUUUGUCUACAGGUUUUUGGCUCAGGGAACCAUGGAGGAUAAGAUCUAUGACCGGCAGGUCACCAAACAGUCGCUGUCCUUCAGAGUUGUUGACCAACAGCAGAUUGAACGUCACUUCACGAUGAACGAACUGACGGAGCUCUACACAUUUGAGCCCGACCUGCUGGACGAUCCCUCUGAGAAGAAGAGCAAGCGGGCCACACCCAUGUUGCCCAAGGAUCCUGUCCUUGCAGAACUGCUUCACAGUUACAAAGAUCAGAUCGUCGGCUACCACGAGCAUGACUCUUUGCUGGACCACAAGGAGGAAGAGGCACUGAGUGAGGAAGAUCGCAAGGCAGCGUGGACCGAAUACGAGGCCGAGAAGACGGGUCUGUCCAUGCGUUUCAACCAGCAGGCCUAUGCUCAAAUGGGCGUGGGAGCAUCAAACUCCUACUUCCCCUUCAACGUGGCCGCCUUGGCCUCCAUGAGCAACCAACAGUUGGAGGAUUUGAUUAACCAGGGCAGGCAGAAAGUGUUGGAGGCCACUAGCGCUCUGAAGUCAGUGCCUCGGGAACCACUGGAGGACAUCAUCGCGCAGGUGUGGAAGGAGAAUCCGAGUUUACCGGAGGCCCAGGUCCAGUCCAUGGCUCUUGGGAGGCAGGCCGGCUACGAGCUGGAAGUCAAACACAGGGAGGCUAUUUACCGUGAUGUCCUCGGCAAGCAACAAACUCUGAUGAUGUACGUGCAGAAGGUGGUGGCCAACCGUAAGGUGCAGGAGCAGCAGAUGGCCCUGGCGAGACAGGGGAUGCUCCUCAACCAGCUGGCCAUGCAGAACGGCCUCUCGGCCCCCAUGAACCAGAUGGACCUGCUGGGCUUGUACCAGCAGCUCGGGGCGCUCCAGGGCCUGCCCUCCUCUCAGCUGGGCAAGAACCCGGGCCCGUCCAAGGGCCUGUAGACGAGGCCUCGCUGAACACACAGCUGGACUGACACAGCCAGGACACCUACGUGAGCUCCUCGCCCAUGACAAAAGGGCACCCUGGGACUUUGUUUAAGGGGUUUUUGGCAGUGCAGUUUGUCAUUUUGUGUAUAUAGCCUUAAUGUUAUUCAAGAUCUUUUUUUUUCUUUCUCUCACGUAUUUAAAGAUUAAAGAAGAUAUUCUCCCCCAAAUGCUUUUAGGCAUUGCAAGUUUUUUUGUUUUCCCUUGAAAUAAGGGCUGUGCAUAUAUGAAUAAUUAUAUUGCAAGGAAAACGGCGUGAUUGAAGAGGGACCAUAGCGGUUCUGUUCAAUAACCAUAGACAAGAUUUCACCCCGUAAAAACUCUCAGCGUUAAUAUCUUCCUAGUAGUGGAUUGUCAUCGGUACUGUGAUAGCCAGUGCGCCAGAGACACUGCAGCGGACACCUUAAAUGUAACGUCAAAUCAAAUGGCCUUAUAUCAAGCAGCUAGAUCUCUUCUAACGUUUUAAAACCCCCUUUUCUAAUCUGCUUUUAGGUAUUUAAAAUCGUUGUUGCUAAUCAUGCUAUGGAAUGUCUGUGUUGUUAAAACUGCUUGCUGAAUUCCUCCGGACUUUUGUAACAUCAAACUUCUCGUUGUAGUGUUGCCUAGCAUAUUGUUGUGAGUACUGUUCAUAAUUUCUCUUUCUGUUGUUUAUUUUAUUUUUAAUUUUUUGUUUUGUUUUUUCUGUUUCUCUCCCCGCUUGGUUUGGGUUUGUGCCCGAGUUGGCGUCUGGAAGGUGUUGGGUACAUGUUUGUGUGGUUUAACCUGUUCUGAUGAUGAUGAUGAAAUGAUAAUGCCUAACACUUUCCUUAGGUUAGUGCUAGGGCUGUAUUGAUCUGUUCUUGGGCACAUCUCCACUUCGGAUACUAAAUUAGAUGUUUUUCAUUGGCAAACAUAAGCCCUUUGAUAUCCACAGGGUGUCGUUCAGAAAUGUAGAGGAACUUUUUUCCCUGCUGAAAAUGUUCAAAUGUUAGCAUAUACACCAACAGUUUCUGCCAUUAAUAUGAUCUGCUACUUAGUAUUUAAUAUCACAUUUAAAUAAAGUGACCAAAAGGAUGUUACAUUCA
Messenger RNA from Rhinichthys klamathensis goyatoka, 8099 nucleotides. It is a transcript of the gene atrx, whose product is annotated as ATRX chromatin remodeler. NCBI's taxonomy places the organism in Eukaryota, Metazoa, Chordata, Actinopteri, Cypriniformes, Leuciscidae. Gene Ontology annotation, cellular component: nucleus. Bases 301 to 6993 code for a protein of 2230 amino acids. The record is from RefSeq and is a predicted model, not a curated record. Gene Ontology annotation, molecular function: ATP-dependent chromatin remodeler activity; ATP binding; ATP hydrolysis activity. The transcript is spliced from 35 exons.